AGCAUCAUGUCGGAAACCGACACCCGCAAAUACCGUCUAAAAGUCACAGCCGGACCCAGCUACGAUCCCUCUACACAUCAGCUGGUCCCAGUGAACGAAGACCAGACCCUACGAAUUGAAAAUGAACUUGCAAUCACGAGACUCUGCGUCCGUGUCCAAGACUACACAGGCUACACAGACAAUUCCUCAAAGACAAAUCCCUACUUCGACCAUCCCCUCCACCUAUCAGAUCAAUACUCCAUCUCCUUUGCCAUUGUUUUCAAGCGCCCGGUCAACGCCAAUUCCCUCCUCUUCGGCAACGAUUUCGACCGCCCCAUUCGCGACUGCUUGCCGCCUGGUUUCAACGCCGCUCUCCGUCUCGUCAAGUGGAUGAUCGAUCCCACCCUUGAAGGGGAUGUGUAUGCCGAUAAACCGUACCUCUAUAGCCCGGCUGUGGCCUCGUGGAACCAGUUUUGUAUCGGGGAGAAGAUCACCAAGGACGACGAAGUACCCGAUAUGCAUGACCGGGUUGUGGAAGAGGGGGGCGAGGGGUCCGGGGUGGAGGUGCGAGAGCAGUUGGGGGUCCCGGGGGGUGUGAAUGAGCGGAGGAAGUAUUUCCAGUCGGAGGAGGCGAGGGAUGGGUUCGUGUUCGAGGAGGGGAGAAUUUAUUGGGUGGAUUUUGGGAACCCUUAUCUGGGCUUUAAUGAUUUCUCGCUGCGGCUUCCCGGGAUUACUAUGAAUGUUAUUCAAUAUAUUAAUGAGGAUAACCAUUCGCUGCGGUAUGUGUUGAGGAAUCGGGAUACGGGGGAGGUUUAUUUGGUUGUGCUGUUUACGCUUGUGUUGCAGGGGACGUAUGAGGAACCGUUGCAUAAGGAGGCUGAGAGGAUGAAGAAGGAAAGCAAGGCGCAGCAUGAGAAGAAUGAGGGGAAGAUGGGGAGAUUCGAGUGGGAACCUGAGCCGUCGGCCGAUGAUAUUGAGUAG
This is a messenger RNA of Aspergillus alliaceus, 960 nucleotides long. RefSeq names its product DUF1769 domain-containing protein. The record is from RefSeq and is a predicted model, not a curated record. Bases 7 to 960 code for a protein of 317 amino acids. The transcript is spliced from 3 exons. Lineage: Eukaryota; Fungi; Ascomycota; Eurotiomycetes; Eurotiales; Aspergillaceae.